AUGUUAGUCGACAUGUUUCACAAAACAUGUGUGAUUGUCGUUUGUGUCAUGUUUGGGGUGGUCGUUUGUGCGCCAGCGGCUACAAAAUUCAAAAUUCCUUCUCAUGAAGCGCUCGACUUCAUGAAAAGGUAUGGGUAUGUCCAGGAUGAUGACGGAGAAUCAGAAGCUCUUUAUUCCGAAUCUGGAAUAUCAAAUAUCAUCAAGAACAUUCAAAAGUUUGGAGCCAUUGAACAAACUGGAGUAAUUGAUAAUGCAACACUGAAGUUGAUGUCUUCCAGACGAUGUGGUGUCAAAGACAUUAUGAAUACUGUUACUCGACAUAAAAGAUUCACUUUAGGUUCGGAAGGAUGGAAUAAAAGAGACAUAAGUUAUUUUAUAUCGAACUGGUCACCUAAAUUGGGUGAAGAAACUGUAGCGAGGAAUAUCCAGAGGGCACUCGAUACUUGGGGAGGCUAUGGUAGGCUCAACUUCCGCAGAUCAUUGACUCCAGAUGCAGAUAUCAUAGUGGCGUUUGGUAGAGGAUACCAUGGUGAUGUUUAUCCGUUCGACGGUCCUGGAUUCAUCCUAGCUCACGCUUUCUUCCCCUACGAGCAAGACGGCUUAGGAGGAGACAUCCACUUCGACGAGGACGAAAAGUGGAUCGACAAGGAGGCGAUGUCCUCCGAUCAGGGAACGGACUUUUACACGGUGGCCUUGCACGAACUCGGCCAUUCCUUGGGGCUAGCCCAUUCCACGGAACAGGCAUCCAUCAUGUUCCCUUAUUACCAGGGUUCCGAGGGCGGAGGUAGGCCCCAAUUGGGGUAUGACGACAUAUUGGGAAUGUAUCAACUGUACAUUACUAGAGUAUUGAAAGAUGAUAACGUCAACAACGGACAAUAUCCUGACCACUCAACCAGAAGACCCAUUCAUUCGACCUCAACUGAAUAUGUGACCAGUAGGCGAACAACUAGGACAACUCCAUGGUAUUCCCCGCAUUGGACAAGACCUACAACUCGACCUACUACUACUACUACUACUACUACUACUACUACCAGAACAACUCCUACCACUACAACCACCAGGUAUACAACUUCCGGUACCAACACAACCAUCCAAUACCAGGGCGACUCAGAAUCUGUGGACGAACACAAAAAGCAUGACGAUAAGCAUCACAUACCGAAAAGUAACGCUCCAAGCAUACCUGAUAUCUGUGAUGGCCACGUGGAUGCUAUUGCAACAUUGAGGAAUGAGCUCUUCGUAUUCAGAGAUGAGUUUAUAUGGAGAUUCAAAGAGAAGGGUGUUUUGGACCUUGGUUACCCAAUCAGAUUAAUGCAUAUGUUUCCAAUGCUUCCUUCGUCCAUAAAGAAGGUUGACGCUGCAUAUCAGAGGGCCGAUGGAAAAAUAGUAAUAUUCACAGGAACUGUUUUUUGGGUGUACGAUGGAGAAAAUUUCAUUGAAGGUAGUCCGAAACCCUUGAUGCACUAUGGACUCCCUAACUAUUUAAAUGGUAUAGAUGCUGUGCACACCUGGAGAAGAAAUGGAAAAACAUAUUUUUUCAAGAAUGAAAGGUUUUGGAGGUAUAAUGAGGAUACGAAAACUAUGGAUUCAGGAUAUCCAAUGCAUAUGUCAAGAUGGAGAGGUGUACCUGAAUAUUUAGAUGCUGCCACUACCUGGAAGGAUGGAGCCACUUAUUUCUUCAAAGGAGGCCUCUUCUGGAAAAUAGACAAUAACUGGGUCAAAACGACAGAUGAAUCACCAUUACCCUCACCGCAAGUUUGGUUUGGAUGCGCUGAAGACUCAAAUAAUUUAUUGCAAUGGUUUUCUAGGUCCAGAGAAUCAUAA
Phaedon cochleariae (mustard beetle) is the source of this 1821-nucleotide messenger RNA. The record is from the annotation of a GenBank genome assembly. Lineage: Eukaryota; Metazoa; Arthropoda; Insecta; Coleoptera; Chrysomelidae.